CGACUUUUCUCCUCUCCACUGCAACUCUUCUGCCGCCCAUUUCAACCGUGCUCAGCAGCCGCCCAGCAAAAUAUAUGAAAAAGCAUGGCACGGUCAUUUAAACCGAGCGACAUGCGCGUAGCUAGCGUGCUGGCGUCUCGACUGCUAGCGUUCCCCCGGCGGCCACUCGCUGGCCCGACAUGUGCUCGUCUGCAACAACCGAGACAGCUUUCGGCAUCCCGUUCAUUACGCUCUGCUGCUGCGGUCGAAUCCCGAAGCAUUGUAGAGCUACCCGACCGCAUAUUCCCCAGAUAUUUACAAACAACAAAGCCAGGAUCGUCCCUACUCUCACUACACUGGCCGCGACCUCCGCGAAACUUGCUGCUUGUCCAGAAGCUCUACGCGCCAGAAGUGACGGAAUCGGUUCUGCAGUUUGCUCGCCAUAUACACGCCGAAUACCCUGAUGUCAACAUUAUUAUAGAGCCGCGUGUAGCCCAUUCGAUACAGGAAAAACUCAGCUUCACGCUCUUCGUGGCCGACCGCCGAUCCAACAUUGUCGAUAAAGUCGACGCUAUUGCUACUUUUGGCGGCGACGGUACUGUCCUUCGCGCUGCAAGUCUCUUUAAGCUGCACGGAUCAGUGCCGCCUAUUCUCUCUUUCAGCAUGGGUACUCUAGGGUUUCUUGGCGAGUGGAACUUCGCCGAGCAUAAGAAAGCCUGGAGGGAGAUGUAUAUGAGCGGCAGCGACGUGGCCGUGGCUCGCCGUGCUGCCUUUCCCCGUGACGAUGCAGAGCUUACUGAGCGCGGAGCAGCAGAUGGUGACCAUUCGGCUUGGCAAAAGCUUGCGGGCAAGAGCCAAGGCCAGCAGCGGGCGUCAAGAAUUCUGCUUCGCCAUCGUAUUAAAGCCGACAUCUUUGAUCGCGCGGGCACGAACAUCAACGACCAAGUCUCGGAUACAUUAACCUCAACAAAAGAUAACAAAACAUCCAAUAUUGCCGAACCCAAAGAGUUUUCCCCAUCGCUUCGCGCGAUCAAUGAGAUAUCAGUCCACCGUGGUUCCCACCCUCACCUUGCCAUUAUCGAUAUCUAUCAAAACGGACAUUUUCUUACCGAAACCACUGCUGACGGCAUCUUGGUCAGCACUCCGACGGGAUCAACAGCUUAUAGCCUGAGCGCUGGUGGCCCAAUUGUACACCCGUUGGUCAAGUCUCUCCUCAUCACGCCCAUCAGCCCCUGCAGUCUCAGCUUCCGAUCGCUGGUUCUUCCGCUGGAUACGAAGGUGUGCUUGCGUAUGAGCCCGCGAAACCGAGGUCGCGAGCUGGAUCUUAGCAUUGACGGCAAGCGUUGCUGCGGCGUAUCACCCGGAACGGAGAUCCGUAUCGAAGGCGAGUUUGUUGGCCGUGCUGGCCCCGGCGAAGAAUGGCAUGGUGGAGUGCCUUGCGUCAUCCGCACCGAAGACGACGACCCGUGGGUUGGAGGUUUGAAUGGUCUUCUCAAGUUUAACCAUCCGUUUGGCAGAGAGCCUGCCAUUGAUGACAUGUAAUUAAUACCGUGUACUAUAUAUCACGCCAUCUCCACCAUUUUGGAGCUAGAUACCCAUAUUGCAUAUGUACAGUAGUUAGUACAGUAGUUAGUACAGAAUAUUUACAACUCUAAUUCUUCUCGAGAGUCUUA
This is a messenger RNA of [Torrubiella] hemipterigena, 1652 nucleotides long. Lineage: Eukaryota; Fungi; Ascomycota; Sordariomycetes; Hypocreales; Clavicipitaceae. The record is from the annotation of a GenBank genome assembly.